Molecule: messenger RNA, 1189 nt
Organism: Lentinula edodes (shiitake mushroom)
Lineage: Eukaryota; Fungi; Basidiomycota; Agaricomycetes; Agaricales; Omphalotaceae
Product: branched-chain alpha-ketoacid dehydrogenase
Exons: 11
Biological process (GO): regulation of glucose metabolic process; protein phosphorylation
Cellular component (GO): mitochondrion
Molecular function (GO): pyruvate dehydrogenase (acetyl-transferring) kinase activity
Source: RefSeq, a predicted model, not a curated record
AAGAAAUGAAUCAACUGCUUUACACUUCUAUCAGAACAAGCAGCUCGAACUUUACGCUUCCAAAGAACCGAAGCCAAUGACUCUCCGGUAACUUGUGUUUUCUGGUCGUUCAAUGGAUGAGGAUCGGUUGGUCAAAAGUGCGAACUACGUCCGUACCGAGCUCCCCGUACGGAUAGCCCAUCGACUACGAGACCUUCAGAAACUCCCAUAUAUCGUAGUGACUCAAGAAGGCAUCGCAAAAGUCUACGAACUAUAUUGGUCUGCCUUUGAGAAGUUCAGGAAGUACCCACCAAUAACAAACAUCAAGGAAAACGAAGCUUUUUGUGAAUUUUUAGCCGGACUUCUGGAUGAGCAGUGUCGCUAUCGUUUCCCCAGUCUAUCCUUAGGGAUGGCAUUGUCUUCUCCAUACCUAGCUCCCGAUGAUCUUGAUCCGUUCAUGAGUCGCAUGCUCGUCUCUCAGAUAUCUCGUCGUAUCCUUGCUCAGCAUCAUAUUGCUCUAUCAGAAAACUACGCAGGCAAACAGAAACCUUGGAAAUCUGCUGAACCGAAUGUAGGCAUAAUCACUACGGGGUUGAAUGUUAAGGCUAGUAUCGAGAAGUGUGCAAAUCUCCUUAGGCACCAGUCGUUAGAGGCUGAGGAUGCGGAAGGGAAUGCCGAGAUCCCGGCGGAGGUUGUUAUUGAAGGGGAUGUUGAUAUGAGGUUUUCUUACAUACUCGAACAUCUGGAGUACAUCGUCUUCGAGCUGCUAAAAAAUUCAAUACGGGCCACAAGGCUGAACCAAGCAGACUCUGUAAGUCUACCUCCAAUAAGAGCCACAAUAGCAGCGGGAGACAAUGCUGUUGGCGGAGGUUUGAUCACUGUACAAAAUCCCGUCCAAAACCCAUCUGAUCUGAUCUCCUUCUCCCACAUACGAAACAGCGCACGAAUGGAACAUUCACGUUUGAUAUCACUUCGUACUGCGAGCUCUUAUCGUCGGGGUAUCUGGGCUACAGUGAACGAACAAGUCGAGAAAUGGAACCGCUCACCCGACCCAGAAAAGGAUGCUAGAGUUAGCAGGUAUGCGAGAAUGGGUAUCGGAUUCCAUGCAUUCGAUUUUGAUUUUUUCCUUUGUAGGUAUUUCGGUGGUUCGUUGGAUUUGAAGAGUUUAGAUGGCUAUGGGACUGAUGCCUACUUCCGCCUGCCAAAACUG